This is a messenger RNA of Cavia porcellus (domestic guinea pig), 5298 nucleotides long. It is a transcript of the gene Mme, whose product is annotated as membrane metalloendopeptidase. Lineage: Eukaryota; Metazoa; Chordata; Mammalia; Rodentia; Caviidae. Gene Ontology annotation, biological process: amyloid-beta clearance; protein processing. The record is from RefSeq and is a predicted model, not a curated record. The transcript is spliced from 24 exons. Bases 200 to 2407 code for a protein of 735 amino acids. Gene Ontology annotation, cellular component: plasma membrane. Gene Ontology annotation, molecular function: metalloendopeptidase activity.
CUUGGAGGAGGGCUCUGCGAGUGAUGUCAGGUCGCCUCUCCCGGUUCAUUUCCAUAGCUCCCUGCAGCCUCUGCCUCCGGGAGUUAUGUUUGGUUACCGAGAUCUGCGCUGCCAAAUUGCACCGGGGUUGAUUUGGGGGCUGGGAAUUUGCCAUUCCGCUGUACAGACACUGGGUGUUUUUAAAGCCAGAUAUUAGGUAAUGGGAAGAUCUGAAAGUCAGAUGGAUAUAACUGAUAUCAACACUCCAAAGCCAAAGAAGAAACAGCGAUGGACUCCGCUGGAGAUCAGUCUCUCAGUCCUUGUCCUGCUCCUUACUAUCAUUGCUGUGACCAUGAUAGCUCUCUAUGCAACCUACGAUGAUGGUAUCUGCAAGUCAUCAGACUGCAUAAAAUCAGCCGCUCGACUCAUCCAGAACAUGGAUCCAACCGCUGAACCUUGUGCAGACUUUUUCAAGUAUGCCUGUGGAGGCUGGUUAAAACGCAACGUCAUUCCUGAGACCAGCUCCCGUUACAGUAAUUUUGACAUUUUAAGAGAUGAGCUAGAAGUAAUUUUGAAAGAUGUCCUCGAGGAACCCCAAACUGAAGAUAUCAUUGCAGUGCAAAAAGCAAAAACAUUGUACAGGUCUUGUAUAAAUGAAUCUAUUAUUGAUAGUAGACGUGGACAACCUCUACUGAAACUGUUGCCAGAUAUAUAUGGGUGGCCAGUGGCCUCAGAAAACUGGGAACAAACAUAUGGUACCUCUUGGACAGUUGAAAAAUCUAUGGCACAAUUGAGUUCUAAAUAUGGGAAAAAAGUUCUUAUUAAUUUUUUUGUUGGCACUGAUGAUAAGAACUCUACCUACCAUGUAAUUCAUUUUGACCAACCUCGACUUGGACUUCCUUCCAGAGACUAUUAUGAAUGCACUGGAAUAUAUAAAGAGGCUUGUGAUGCAUACGUGGAUUUUAUGAUUUCUGUGGCCAAAUUAAUUCGUCAAGACGAAGGAUUGCCUGUUGAUGAAAAACAACUUGCUUUGGAAAUGAACAAAGUUAUGGAAUUGGAAAAAGAAAUUGCCAAUGCGACAACUAAAUCUGAAGAUCGAAAUGACCCAAUGCUUCUUUAUAACAAAAUGACUUUGGCUCAGCUCCAAAAUAAUUUUUCACUGGAGAUCAAUGGAAAGCCAUUCAGCUGGUCAAAUUUCACAAAUGAAAUCAUGUCAACUGUGAAUAUUAGUAUUCCAAAUGAGGAAGAGGUGGUUGUGUAUGCUCCAGAGUAUUUAAUCAAACUUAAACCCAUUCUUACCAAAUAUUCUGCCAGAGAUCUUCAAAAUUUAAUGUCCUGGAGGUUCAUAAUGGAUCUUGUAAGCAGCCUCAGCCGAACCUACAAGGAGUCCAGAAAUGCUUUCCGAAAGGCCCUUUAUGGCACAACAUCAGAAACAGCAACUUGGAGACGUUGUGCAAACUAUGUCAAUGGGAAUAUGGAAAGUGCUGUGGGAAGGCUUUAUGUGAAAGCAGCAUUUGCUGGAGAGAGUAAACACGUGGUUGAAGAUUUGAUCUCACAGAUUCGGGAAGUUUUCAUUCAGACUUUAGAUGAGCUCACCUGGAUGGAUACUGAAACAAAAAAGAAAGCUGAAGAAAAGGCCUUAGCAAUUAAAGAAAGGAUAGGCUAUCCUGAUGACAUUGUUUCCAAUGAUAACAAACUGAAUAAUGAAUACGUUGAGUUGAACUACAAAGAAGAUGAAUACUUUGAGAACAUAAUUCAAAAUUUAAAAUUCAGCCAAAGUAAGCAACUAAAGAAGCUCCGUGAAAAGGUGGACAAGAAUGAGUGGAUAAGUGGAGCGGCUGUAGUUAAUGCAUUUUAUUCUUCAGGCAGAAAUCAGAUAGUCUUCCCAGCUGGCAUUCUGCAGCCCCCUUUCUUUAGUGCCCAGCAGUCAAACUCUCUAAAUUAUGGGGGAAUUGGCAUGGUCAUAGGACACGAAAUAACUCACGGCUUCGAUGACAAUGGCAGAAAUUUUAACAAGGAUGGAGACCUGGUUGACUGGUGGACUCAACAGUCUGCAAAUAACUUCAAGGACCAAUCCCAGUGCAUGGUGUACCAGUAUGGGAAUUUCACCUGGGACCUAGCAGGUGGACAGCAUCUCAAUGGAAUUAAUACAUUGGGAGAAAACAUUGCCGAUAAUGGUGGCCUUGGCCAAGCAUAUAGAGCCUAUCAGAAUUAUAUUAAAAAGAAUGGUGAAGAAAAGUUACUUCCUGGACUUGACCUAAAUCACAAACAACUAUUCUUCUUGAACUUUGCCCAGGUGUGGUGUGGGAUCUACAGACCAGAGUAUGCCGUCAACUCCAUUAAAACAGAUGUGCACAGUCCGGGCAAUUUCAGAUACAGGAAAUGGACACUUAAUCAAAUCAAAUUAAGCCAGGCUCCAAGCUCAUAGCCUAAGCUAGAAGGAUUAUUGGGACUUUGCAAAAUUCUGCCGAGUUUUCAGAAGCUUUUAAUUGCCAAAAGAAUGCAUAUAUGAAUCCAGAAAAGAAAUGCCGGGUUUGGUGAUCUUCUCAGGAGGCAGCACAUCCCUCGGCUGGACUUGCCAACACUAUGGAAAUGGGGAACUCUCUGACCCAAAGAAAAUGAGCCCCAGAUGUCACGGCAGUUCCAUGGACUAAAUAACAGAUGAAAGCACCAUAAUAUAAGAGAAAUUAGGUUUUCUACAAAGAGUAUGGAAAGAAGAGGGGACCUAAAUUCUGUCAAAUCAGUCACUUCUCGUAAAUAAUCAUUAAUUCUCAUGGACAUUGUUUCAAUUCAUUUCUAUCUCAUAUGGUCUGUCACUUUGAUGUUUUCCCUAGAAAAUAGUGUUAACCACUUGUGGUUGACCAGGAUUUCUAUUCAAGGAAUGAAUGAAAAUGUUGCAUUCAUACAGUUGGGCACCAAAAUCACAGUGGUUAUAUGAUCAUUUUAAACACAUUCCAGAAAUACUUGUUUUUACUUGUAUUUGCAAUAUUUAUUAUCCUCCAAAUCUCUUCCAAAGAACUCUUAUACAUAAUGGGCCUUCAGGCUUACAUAGCUUUAAACUCAUUUGCCACACAUCGGUUUAUUGUCAUCAUUUUAUUUUAGGCACUAUUAGGACAAAAACAAACGCCUAAAACUUGUGUUGUAGUGCUUCACUGAUAUUAAGACCCCUACAAUUUUCUAACAAUUCUUGCUCUGUUUCUCAAAACUUGGUCUUUUUAAAGGAUUUUUAGAAAUGUAUAAAAAUGAUUUUUAUAUUUAACUAUUAACUACACUUAUAACUAAAUAACUGUAAUUAUAGGUAAUCAUUAAGUAUUGAAGUUUCAGACCAAGAAAUAUUGUCAUGAACUAAGAUCUGUAAAGUGAUGUACAGAUGAAAAUUUGAGAUAUUUUUAAACUUAUAAAUCAUAUUGAUGAAAAGCUUUAAGCACAAACUUUGGAGUAAAAAUUGUCAUUGAACACUUGUGUAGAGUAAAUUUUACGGUUUACAAUCUGUCCUUAACAGUGACUGUUAUAUAAAGGCAAAGUGGCAUAUAGCUCUGUGACCUCUUAUCUUUUCAGGUUUGUCACAGAUGAAAAUAUUUUGAUAAUAAAUUGAAGUUUGAGCCCUUUACUCACUAAGCCUGUGUACAAGACAUUCAGCUUUAGAAAGUGCAUUUAUUUCUAACAAGGAAUGGGAGGCCUCUGGUAGACCUGCUUCUGAAAUUCUGAGUCAGACGGAUUUCUGGGAAGGGAGUAUAUUUAGUGUGUAAGAAGGAUUCGUCUCUUGAGCUUUUAUUUCUUCUCUUUCCCUGUCUUAUUGGCUAGCUUAGCUCAUUUCACUACCUGGUGAAUAUGUUACAAAAAAGGUACAGUUCCAUAAUCUUUAAUUUUUCUAACAAAUGGUAAAAUCUAAGACAAUUUGUAUCCACAAUUUAGGUGUUGGGGUUUUUUUCCUCUUAAAAACUCCCAUUUUCCUUUUUAAAAAAUGUUAUUAAAAUAUGGCAUCCUCUCAUGUUCUUAAAAAGUGCAUACAGCAGAAGUAUAGAGGUCACUGAAAUCACUCCCUUAGAACAUUCAAAACCUAUAGCUAACACCUAUAAAGAACAGAAGAUUGACUUAGAAGCCCACCCUUCACUUCAGUCCUCCAAAAACAACUACCUGGAUCUCUAACAGCAUACACUAAAUUGCCUAUCUUUGUCCUUUAGAUAAAUAGAAUCAGUCAGCGUACAUUCUUUCAUGUGUGAUCUUUCAGCCUUACAUUUGUGAAAGUCAACUAUAUUGUUACAUUCAUUAGGGAUCAUUAUUUCUUGCUGAAUAAUACUCUGCUGUGUUAUUUUAAUGUGAUUCAUACAGCCUAUUAUUAUUGGCACCUUGAGAAAUUUCCUGUUUCAGACCCUUAGAAAUAAUGUACCUAUGAGUUACAAACUAUGUCUACAUAUUAAUAUUUUUCCUUGAAGCUUUAGUGGGCUAUUUCUCCACAUCUUUCCAAGACUUUUUACAAAUAUUGAAAAUAUAGUUUCAGCUAAGCAUGACUAUAUUUAUCUUUUCUCCUUUUAACACAAUCUCCAUCAUUAUGGGUAAUUCAAAGUAUAUUUUAUGUCUAUAUUUCUCUAAAAUAAAUAUACUUCAGUGACAUUUGUAGUUGAAGUAAUAGGAGCUCCUAGUGAUUAAUAAAACAGCUGUCACUGAGUUAUUUUACUUCUAUCUUCUCAAAACUACUGAAAAGUCAGAAAUAGGGAGUAGUAUAGAUUAUAAAAGCAAAUUAGUAUUCCUACUGCUAACUCUUUAAAACAGUAGACUCGCAUCUCUAUGGAGGACCCAGUCCAGGGCUUGGAUACCUGCUGUAUGUAUAAGUAAGAAUUCUCUGGAGCCAAGAGAUAGAUAAAAGUCAAAAUAUCAAUUCUUUCUCCCUCCCACACUGGUGCUCUUGUUUAGUCAUAUGGAGCCUUAUGAUCUCUCUCAACCACUCCUAACCAUGUGGAAUUGCCACAUUAGAAUAUGAAUAUAUAUAUAUAUAUAUAUAUAUAUAUAUAUCCACAAUUACUGAGUUCUAGUCAAGGAAAGAGUUUGGUGUUUGGCAGCCAAGACACCAGGACUGGGAAUUGAUACAACUCAGUAAUAAAGAUUGGAAGAAGCUCUAUGUAGCACAUGUUAGUAAGGAAUCUACCUCCAUGCCUCACUGUCUGUGUGAUUUCUAAGUACAGGUGGAACAGAUGUUAACCUGGAAAAUGUCUUUGUUCUAGCCCUCCUCUACUACUGGCAAGGUGACCUUGGGCACUCGUGUGCUAUUUUGGGUCUCUGCUUCUGCCACCCAAAUAAAAGUGAAUUAGAUUCAACUCA